Messenger RNA from Caenorhabditis bovis, 3090 nucleotides. The record is from the annotation of a GenBank genome assembly. Lineage: Eukaryota; Metazoa; Nematoda; Chromadorea; Rhabditida; Rhabditidae.
AUGCGCAAUAUUUUAUUUGGUUUGUUUCUAAUUAAUUCUUUCAAUUUAUCAUUAUCAAUUGGCUGGGCGACAUGGUCCCCAUGGAGUCAGUGUUCAAAAACGUGCGGAGGCGGAGUUUCCAAACAACUACGACGAUGCUUAACCGCAAAAUGUUCUGGAGAAGCUGUUCGAUAUCGAGUUUGUGGGCAGAAAGAUUGCGAGUCAAAAUCAAGGCUAGCUCGUGAUACAGUCUGUGGCGGAGAAGAGAUUGUCUCAAAACAACAGUGUGAAGUAGUUUGUCGCUCACGAGCCACGGGUGCCAGUUUUCUUUGGAGAGUCGAUGAUGGCACACCGUGUCAGGCAGCAACAAUUCGGGCGGUGUGCAGCAAAGGUGUAUGCCAGAUGGUUGGUUGUGAUGGUCUCGUCGGUUCCUCAUUUCGAUUCGACGCCUGCGGAGUCUGCGGUGGUCGAGGAGACACAUGUGAAAACGGGAAGUUCGUCUGGAAAGUCUCAGACGAAUACACGGCGUGCGCCUCGAAUUGCGAUGAUGUUAUUGAUUGGAGUGGAACUAGCCGAAGUAUUGAAGCCUAUUCGCAACCGAUUGUUGUUUGUGUGAACGCAGCGACGGGAAGAGUGGUCCCGGAACGAUUAUGCGCGGAUAGACCUCGGCCGAAAGUCGAGACGAGACCCUGUCCGACACUGAUAUGUCCUUCAAGAUGUCGGUGGAUGACAGCCGAUUGGACGGAAUGUGUUCCGUUCUGUGGAGCGGGCAAUCGAAGAAGGGAGGUGUAUUGUGUGCAGACUUCGCAGAAUGUCACCGUGCACGUGCCGGACGCGUUUUGCGAGAAUUCGACGAGACCGGCGUCAGAAGAGACGUGCAUGUCGUCAUCUUGUGGCCGCUGGGAGGCCGGCAAAUGGAGUCGUUGUAGCGCUUCGUGCGGCCAAGGUGUCCGUCGACGACAUGUCUCGUGCAUCGGCGGAACAGAUUGCGAAGAAGCGGUCCGGCCGCGAACAGAAGCCACUUGCUACGCGGGCAUUCCGUGCAGUUACCACGCCAAUCGUUUGGAUUGGAAUGAUCGCGCUUAUUUGGAUGGAAACUCGUUCGGAUCGAUGGACAAUAAUGAUUGGCAGGCGCCGAGACUGGUGGCAGGCGAAUGGAGUCCGUGCUCGGCGACAUGCGGCACCGGUGUGAUGUCGCGAAGCGUCGAAUGCGUCGCCGUCAAUCCGAUCUCGUCGUCGCCCAUCAAACUGCCCAUGUCCGAAUGUCAAGCUCAGGAGCAACCGAAAUUGUUCGAAUCGUGCGAGGUUCGCAGCUGUCCGCUUCAGGAAGACGCGAAGUUGACGGAAGACGAUUCGCCCUAUCAGUGGAGAUAUGGCGACUGGACGCAGUGUAGCGCGUCGUGUCUCGGCGGCAAGCAGAAGGCGGCGUUGAAGUGCAUUCAAGUGGCUUCUGGCAAAUCGGUACAGUGGUCGCAAUGCGAUGCGCGACGACGGCCGCCGGAGAAGAGUCGCGCUUGUAAUCAGCAUCCGUGUCCGCCGUUCUGGCUGAUGUCCAAAUUUUCGACAUGCUCGGCGUCUUGUGGUGGCGGAAUCGCUCGAAGAAGUGUGAAAUGCGCUCAGACUGUGAGCAAGACUGACGGCGCCGACGCCCACAUCAUCCUGCGCGACGAGAAGUGUCAUCUGAAGAAGCCUAGCGACACCGAGACUUGUAAUGCCAUUGCGUGUCCUCCUACGUGGGUAGCGGCACAAUGGUCCGAGUGCUCCAAAUCGUGUGAUUCUGGAGAACGACGACGACAAGUGUGGUGUGAGAUCAAAGAUGCUCGCGGUCGAACUUCUCGAAGGCCUGAUGUCGAAUGCGACGCCAACUCGAAACCGCAAAGUGUUGAGAUGUGCAGCUUCGGAUCGUGCUCGCGACCCGAGCUUCUCUCGAAUCGAGUUUUCGAGCAGAACGCCGAACAGAAGAAGUUGACAUUGAGUAUUGGCGGUGUGGCGACGGUUUAUCAAGGGACGAGCAUCAAAAUCAAGUGUCCCGCAAAGAAAUUCGAUAAGAAGAAAAUUUAUUGGAGGAAGAAUGGAAAGAAAAUUAAGAGUGAUGCGCAUAUCAAAGUGUCAUCGAAUGGAAAUUUGCGAAUGUUCCACGCUCGAAUGGAAGAUGCUGGAGUUUAUGAAUGUUUCACGGACAAAUCGCAAGGAAAUGUGACGCUCUACUUCAAGUAUCGCGAUUUUCCUGCUGGAUCUGAAAACUUCCGACUCACUAAUCGAAUUCCGACUGGCCGUCAGCCGGCCACCGCCAUCGCAUCUGCUAAAGUCAACGCCUCGCUGAUCCAGGCAUUGCUUGAUGCUCCGAACGAUGAGAAUGCAAAGGAAGAGUUGAGGAAGUACAGGAGUCAAUUGAUCGCGAGAUGGGACAUUGGACACUGGUCGCAAUGUCGUCAGAAGACGUGCCAUGUUGCUGGCUAUCAGGCUCGUUCGCUCGGCUGCAAAGUCUCGUUCCACGACGAGACGCGAACAGUGGACACGUCUAUCUGCGAGGCGUUGGCCGCCGUUCGUCCACCAGAGACGAGACCCUGUCAUCGUGAAGACUGUCCCCGAUGGGAGGCAUCUCAAUGGUCCGAAUGCUCAUCGGUCCGCUGUGUGUCGAGUAUGAUCGCGCAGAAGAGGAGGAAUGUGACGUGCCGCUACACAAAUGGAACCACUGUCGAUUCGUCGUUCUGCGAUGUCACCAAUCGUCCAGUCAAUACCAUGGACUGUCCAAAUCAGAAUUGCAAGGCUGAAUGGCGCACUUCCGAUUGGGGAUCGUGCAGUUCGGAAUGCGGAACUGGAGGCGUUCAACUCCGCCUUCUAUCGUGCGUUUGGGUCUCGUCUGGAAGGCCCGCCGGAAGGAACUGCGAACAAAUGCGACGACCUCAUUCAGCGCGUGCUUGUGUCGCUGACGAACCGCUGCCGCCGUGCAUGCCGACGGCCAGUGCACUUCUUCAAAUGGACGCUUCGUGCCAAGACCAAUCCCGCUUCUGUGACAUUAUAAAGCUUUUCCAUUCAUGCGACUCGCUCGAAGUCCGACAAAAGUGUUGCUCUACGUGUACAUUCAUUGAAAGAAAGAAAUUUCGAUAA